CAUUUAUAAAACAUAAGAAACUCCUUUAGGCUCUUCGACCCUUUUAUAAGAGAGCGAAACUAUUAUUCUCUAACGUCCAUCGGUGUAUACAUCCUUUUCUGAGUUACCAACUAAAGAUGGGAAGAUUACCUUGCUGUGACAAGAAUGGAGUGAAGAAAGGUCCAUGGACUCCUGAGGAGGAUCAGAAACUCAUCGACUAUAUACGAGUUCAUGGUCCCAGCAACUGGCGCAUUCUCCCUAAAAAUGCUGGACUCCAAAGAUGUGGAAAAAGCUGCCGUCUUCGAUGGACUAAUUAUCUAAGACCGGACAUCAAGAGGGGAAGAUUCUCCUUCGAGGAAGAAGAAACUAUCAUUCAGCUACACAGUGUUAUGGGAAACAAGUGGUCCGCAAUAGCAGCUCGUCUACCAGGAAGGACUGACAACGAAAUUAAAAACCAUUGGAACACUCACAUCCGCAAGCGGCUUGUAAGGAGUGGCAUCGACCCUGUAACUCACUCCCCGCGUCUUGAUCUUCUUGAUUUGUCCUCACUUCUAGCCGCGAUUUUAAACCAACCAAACUUUUCAUCAGUAGCAACACAUGCAUCGUCUCUGCUUAAUCCUGAUGUAUUGAGGUUGGCUUCUCUUCUCUUGCCCCCUCAACAGCCACUUCCAAACCCUAAUACACUUUACGCAUCGAACCUCGACCAAAAUCUUCAAACUCCAAACACAUCAGUAUCGUCUCAAGACACUCAACCACAAGCCGAGUGUACAACUCCAACAACGGACGAAACUUCAUAUUUUGAGCCUGUGAACGCAAGACUCGAGGUCGGUCCUUCGGAUGUAUUACCACCUCUGUCAGAGAGUUUGGACUUAGACUCACUCAUGUCAACGCCAAAUUAUUCUCCACAACAAAAUAACAUUGAAGCAGAAGCCAACUCCAGCAGUUUAUUCGACUUUGGGUUUCCGGAUAAUAUUACCUUUGAUGACUUUAUGGGGUUACUUUAAUUAUCAACAUAUGCAUAUCUCUACACAUAUCUCCCACCUAUGAUUCAUGUUUUGUUGCAUUCUUUUUAUGGUUUAAUGUAUAAACUUAUUGUUUUCCGUCAAAGAUAGAUAUAUUU
Messenger RNA from Raphanus sativus (radish), 1099 nucleotides. RefSeq names its product transcription factor MYB41-like. The transcript has 3 exons. NCBI's taxonomy places the organism in Eukaryota, Viridiplantae, Streptophyta, Magnoliopsida, Brassicales, Brassicaceae. Bases 117 to 983 code for a protein of 288 amino acids. The record is from RefSeq and is a predicted model, not a curated record.